Quercus lobata is the source of this 1165-nucleotide messenger RNA. Its product is annotated as adenine phosphoribosyltransferase-like protein, putative (DUF2358). The coding region runs from base 49 to 726 and encodes 225 amino acids. The record is from RefSeq and is a predicted model, not a curated record. Lineage: Eukaryota; Viridiplantae; Streptophyta; Magnoliopsida; Fagales; Fagaceae. The transcript is spliced from 7 exons.
AAAAGAGUGUUGAGAGAGAGAGAGAGAGAGAGAGUGAGAGAGAGAGAAAUGGCAAUUUCAGUCUCAUCACCUUUGAUUCUGCGGCAGAGACUCCAGGUCCACGGGCCUCGGUGCUCCUCAACCACACCGGAUAACAAUCACUCUCACUCCAAAACCAAAACCAAAACUAAAACCCCGCAGGCAUUGAAACUCGUGGUCAGUGGAGUCACUGAGCUUUUGAGACUCUUCUCUUCCUCCAACGAUUCCAGCUCAAGAUUGGAAAGAGAAAGAGAUGAAAAGAGAGAAGAGAUUGAAGUUUCAGGCAUUGAUGAUGUUGUACUGAUCCUCAAUUCUGAUUAUGAGAAUGCCUACUUUGUAACAGGGGUUUUCACUUCUGCAAUUUAUGCUGAAGAUUGUAUCUUCGAAGAUCCAACUAUCAGAUUUCGAGGUAAGGAGUUGUAUUCACGCAACUUGAAAUUGCUUGUUCCUUUCUUUGACUGUCCAUCAAUUGGAUUACAAAAGCUUGAGAAGGGUAUCAAUUCCAAAGCUAAUUUUGUGCUUGCAACGUGGAACCUAAGGACUUUCCUGAAACUUCCAUGGAGGCCCCUCAUUUGCAUUGAUGGGAGUACAAUCUACGAAUUAGACGACGAGUUUAAAAUUGUUAGGCAUGCUGAGAGUUGGAAUGUUUCUGCGCUUGAAGCAAUUGGCCAGAUAUUCACCCCUAGAUUUGGAAGGCCAAAUGAUUGAAUUUUCAAGGCUCAAUGAAGAACCCAAAUAUUCUUACAAUAUUAUCCUCUGUACCAGCAGUUGAUUCAAAUUUUCCUGGUUACACAGGACCUCUGCAUGUUUUGGUACUAACGAUACAAAAUCUGGAAAAAAUUAGCAUGACUACAGGUUUAAGUUCGAAGUGUGAGUGUAUGGUACUAAUUUGAGAAUGCUAGUACUUUAAUCUGUGAUUAUUAUGAUUAUCAAGAGCUUUGGUGAGUUGAGUAAUGGAUUGUGCUUUGUUUAAGAUCGUCAGAGAGAUAAAUGAGGGGGAAAUUUUAGUGGCAGGAACCAGGAUUGGAAUUCCUUAUCUAUUGAAAACCAUCUAUACAGUAUUCCCCUGGAGACCACUUACACUUAAUGAACUCAAACUGUGAUCUCUACUUUAUCUUUAAUUCAAAGUGGACGCCCAUUACUCCAA